GUGACAUCAUCAGGACUCUAAACAGGAAGUGCUGAGAAGCUGAACAUAGGAACAGGAGUGAUAAUAAUAAUAAUAAUGUGCCUAUGAACAGGAAUGCAGAAGGAAUAUUAAUGUGUAAGAAAUGGACCAAAAGUUGACUGAAUUAGUUGAAUCCCUUACAACCUCUGGAGAGUCACAGCUUGAUCAGGAGAAGCUAAAGGAGUUAAAGAAAAUCUGCAAGUCUUCAGAAGAUCAUAUCAACCAUGUGUACCAUCUGCUCAUGACACAACUGAACCAGGAACAUGCAGAGAUCCGUCUUUCUGCUUUUCAGAUAGUUGGCGAACUGUUUUCACGUUCACAUCAGUUCCGAACAUUGCUAAUUUCAAACUUUCAGGAAUUCCUGGAGCUCACUGUUGAGACUGAUUAUGAGCAGCCACUCCCUCCACCCAAAGAAGUAGCUCAGAAGCUGAAGACGUUGGCAAUUAAAACUGUACAGGAAUGGCACGAAAAAUUUGGGGAGGCUUACAAGAAACUGUCUUUGGGCUACAACUUUUUGAAGCAGAAUAAAAAGGUGGAUUUUCAGGAUGUGAGCUCCAGAACAUUAGCUGAGAGAAAAAGAGAGGAGGAAAAGCAAAAACGUUUAGAAAAUAUUUAUAAAGAGAAGGCAAAAAAUGCAACAAAAGAAAUGGAAGAAAUGACAGAAGAGAUUCAGUCCGCUCUUACUGAGAUGGAGAACUGCUUUAAACUUUUGUUGCCGGAUCCAGUUGAUUUUGCGGUCUUCACUGAGGACACCGAAUCUUUGAAUAAAACCACUUACACUCACUCCAAAGCAGUAACCAAUGAACCUUCAUCCUGUGAGUUUGAUGACGAGCAGCCAUGUUGUAGCAAAGACUUGCCCUCACUAUCGGUAUCCCACAGUGUUUGUGCAAAUGGAGCAUCUCAACAGUUGCCUAAAGACUCAAAGAACUCUGACGAAUCCGAUGAUGACUUUGAAGCAGUAGAAGAGCCGUUCAUCAGAGAUCAUGGCCUUGGUUCUCGCAAAUACAACCUUAGUCUUGAGAUAUCAACAGACUUCAAAUUGGAUGAAAAUGAAAAUAAUACAGAUAUCGUAAACAAUCUUCUGGAUGCUCAUAAGCUAGUUAAAAACAAGUACUGGCCGACCGUGCAGUCCUGGAUACAGGUUUUUACAAAAGCAGGAAUAAAUGAUAAUAGUCUCAAAAGUGCAAUUGACCUGAAAAAAACCUUAGAAUCUGCAAUGAAAAAGCACAAGGAGAUGAACAUUGAAUGCAAACCCAGAGAGAGAAAAGCAGUGAAAUCUAGUGAUGAUGAAGAUGAUUUUGAAGAGGUCCCUGAGAAGGAAGGUUAUGAGCCUGACAUUCCUGACCACCUUCGGAAGGAAUACGGCCUGGAACCAUCUACAUCAUCUCUGCCAGCAAAGGAAUCUAAGAUCAAAAAAGCAGCUGCACGGCCAGAGGUCAGAAAAGCUUCUGUUCCGCUACUUCAGCCACGUCCGAAAAGAAAUGAUGAUGAGUGGGAUCCCACUUGUGCUGCUGCCACAUUAAAAUUAAUGAAGAAUAAACUGCAAGAGGUGCCAAGGACUAGGUCCAGUGAUUCGGGGGAACCGAGCAGCAAAUGUGGGAGACGGGAGGAAGAGUUGUCCAAAGCACCUGUCAUACCUUUUGGUUUAGACCUGCACUACUGGGGGAAGGAGCAGCCCACAGCUGGCAAAAUACUGAAGGUCAGUUCUCAACAUCGGUUCUGGGCACCAAAUGAGCUAGAAGAGGAAGUUGAGAAUAAAGAAGUAGAAGCCAUGAUGAAAACACGAUAUAUAUCAUUUCCUGGAAAGUUUGAACCAGUGAAACAUAGGUGCCGUGUUCCUCUGCCCAAUGGUAGCUUGUGCGAGAGACAAGACAGAAUUAAGUGUCCUUUCCAUGGGAAAAUUAUUCCACGGGAUGAACUUGGAGUCCCUAUUAAUCCUGAAGACCAAGCUAGGGAGGCCAAGCAAAAGUUUGAAAAACAAGCAGAGGAACAAGACUGGCGAGAUCCUGAGUUGAUGAAAGAUAUUGAGGAAGCUACAGGAAUAGAUCUCGGGUCCACAAAAUGUAAAGCUAAAGGAAAGGGAUCAAAAAGGAAAGGGAAGAAAAAGUACCCAAACCUCACAGACCUCAAACAGAAAGCCAACACAUCCCGCUCACGGCUGGAGAAAAAAGUGUUUAACACAGGAUCAGUGAAACGAGUGAUAAGCGCAAUGAACCAAAUGGAUAAGAGGCGACAUGAGAAGUUUGCAAACCAGUUUAAUUAUGCAUUAAAUUAAAACGCAAGAGAAUGAUAAACCAUUGAACUGACUGCUACACGGCAUACUUGUUUUAAAGCCCUUUAAAGAAAAAUUGUUGUAAUAUAAGUACUUUUUUUAACAAAUGAUAUGGUCUUAACUUAUUUGAAUAUUUUUUUUUUACACUUUGUACAUUUUAUAUAUUUUAAAAAUGUUGUACCUAUUUAUUUUUUAAAGAUAAUACUAAUUCCUGAAACAGACUAUGUAAACUUUGUAAACAAUAUACAUGCUUAGGGUUUCUUCUGUGGUCUAUAGUGUGUUAUAGAUUAUUAUAAAUAAUGUAUGUUUAUAUUUUUAUUGUAUAAAAUAGUGAGAGUCCAUGAGUCAUUACAUGUGGGAUUACACUGCAGUCUACUAGGAGGUGGCAAAAACACCCCUACAUUCCAGAUCUUAAAUCCCUCCCACUUUCCCAUAAUCCCUUAGUCAUUUUUUGUUUUUGCCUUCAAGGUGGAGUUAGAUAAAUUUUGGAGUACUGCUCUACACAACAAGGGGAGGGGUUCUCUAACCAAUCUGAGACCAAUUUCCUCCUCAGAGGGCUUACAAAGGGCAGAGGGGUAGAUAGGAGAUUUCAGCCAGGCAGUGAAAAAUCGUUUACCAGUGUGGAAAUGUCAUAGGCUUCCCAGGUGAAAUACAGAUUUAUCUGCCAGUCCCCUGGUCUACAAUGUGCUGCUUCUUGUGUGAUUCAUAGCCCUCCCAGGUAAAAUGUGGGUUUAUCGGCCAACCACCUGGGUUGUAGAUGCCGCUCCUUAUGAGAUAUUUGUCACUGUGUUUGCACUGCCUCAGAGGGGCCUGUCUAUUGAAAGCGGUUUUCUGCAGUUGAGUUGAACAAGGUAGAUGAAGGUGCUGACAGGCAAGUACACUGCACCUUCAUAACCCAAUGGCUAUUAACAUUAACGUGUACACAUUUCAUAUAGACUGGGACAUAGGCACACACAGCACACAAUUGCUAUAACAGUUUCAGGCACUUUGGGCACUUAUUAAAAUUAAAAAUACCUAGGCUUAGCAUAGCUGGUGCAAAUUUAAUUAUUUUUUCCCCUUAUAUGCUGGGCUUAAUUCAAUUUAAAAUAGGUAUUUCAAUGUUACAUGGUGCUUAAAGGGACAGUAUACUGAUAUUUUUGUAUUUUUUUUUAAAGUGUUUCCAAUUAUUUGUUAUACCAGCUGCUGAGUAUAAAAUGUAUGAGAAAUUGCAUUUUCUGAUUUAUUUGUGUAUAUGAAAUAGCUAGUUUUGUACUUUGAAACCACAGCCUAUUAAAGGGGGUUGAACUUGCAGGUAAACUCAGAUUGCUGUUAUUACUUUCUGUGUACACAUGCUUUCUUAUCUUAUAAUUUGUCUGUAAACCAAAGCUCAAUAUUUAAAGCGAACAAUGGAAAAUAAACAUUUUAUUACUCUCCUA
Molecule: messenger RNA, 3705 nt
Organism: Bombina bombina (fire-bellied toad)
Lineage: Eukaryota; Metazoa; Chordata; Amphibia; Anura; Bombinatoridae
Gene: UVSSA
Product: UV stimulated scaffold protein A
Exons: 14
Coding region: 122-2293 (723 amino acids)
Biological process (GO): response to UV; transcription-coupled nucleotide-excision repair
Cellular component (GO): chromosome
Molecular function (GO): RNA polymerase II complex binding
Source: RefSeq, a predicted model, not a curated record